Eimeria mitis is the source of this 3531-nucleotide messenger RNA. RefSeq lists its product as uncharacterized. The transcript is spliced from 9 exons. Gene Ontology annotation, biological process: negative regulation of fatty acid biosynthetic process; double-strand break repair via homologous recombination; positive regulation of transcription by RNA polymerase II. Gene Ontology annotation, molecular function: ubiquitin-protein transferase activity. The record is from RefSeq and is a predicted model, not a curated record. Bases 1 to 3531 code for a protein of 1176 amino acids. Gene Ontology annotation, cellular component: plasma membrane; BRCA1-A complex; BRCA1-BARD1 complex. NCBI's taxonomy places the organism in Eukaryota, Apicomplexa, Conoidasida, Eucoccidiorida, Eimeriidae.
AUGCAGCACAAGCAGCUGCCCUACCCGCUCCUAGCAGCGUCUAUGACAUGGCAGCAGCAGCAGCAAAACUCACCAGCAGCAACUCUGCAGCAGCGACCGCCAGGCUGCUGCGGGCGCAAGACAGAAGAGCUGCUGCAUCUAAGCAAGGAGCUGCAGCAGGUACCUGAGGGAGCAGCAGACAGCCCGCAGCAGCAGCAGCAGCAGCAGCAGCGGCGGCUGCUGCUGAAUCUCGUGCUGCUGGAGCUGAGAGACAGAAGACACUCAGACUCGCUGCUUAAAGCUGUUGACAAACUCACAGCCAACAGCAGCAGCAGCAGCAGCAGCAGCAGCAGCAGCAGCAGCAGCAGCAGCAGCAGCGGGAACAGCAACAACAUUGUCGCAGACAAUCGCACCCACAGCAGCAACAGCCUGAGUAUCAGCAGCAGCUGCAGCAACACCAACAGCAACAGGAGCACCAAUCAAAGCAACAGCAGCAACAGCAGCAACAGCAGCAGCAGCAGCAGCAGCAGCAGCAGCAGGGAAAUCCCUGCAGCAGCAGCUGCUGCUGCUCUCUCAAAUACUGAGCCGCUCAGUUCAUCGCAGCGUACAUCCAUCAGCUCCUCUAGGCAGGGUACAAAGGUCCCGCGGUGGUCGCGGCUGGUUGGGGGCCCGCUGUCUGCUGCGCGGCUGAGCAGAGAGGAGCAGCUGCUGCGGCCCCUGUUGAGUGACCGCCACAAGCAGCAGCAGCAGCAGCAGCAGCAGCAGCAGCAGCAGCAGCGGCAGCAGCGGCAGCGUGCGCCACGACAGCAGCAGCAGCAGCAGCAACAACGCCAAAAGAAGCAACGAAACAACAGCAGAAGCAGCACAAAGAGAAACUGCAGCAACAGGGAUUCUCUAUCAUCAAGACAACGCAGCAGCAGCAGCAGCAGCAGCAGCAGCAGCAGCAGAUAUGCUGCAGGCAGCGGCGUGACGGGGUUCUUUCUUCCUCGUCUCCCUUUUCGGUAUCCUUCGGCCCCCCUAGACAGUAAACCCCAAACCACCACAGCUCUUCUCUCUACAGUUACAAGAGCUGCAACGAUCGAGGAGAUUCCGAAGGCAACAGAACCAUCGGCGUGGCGGUCUUCUGUUGAGGGGUCAACGGGAACAGCAUCCCCCGUCUCUGUUCUUUUAUCAUCUCCUGGGCGUAGAGUCAUCGGCAGCAGCAGCAGCAGCAGCAGCAGCUGCAGCAGCAACAGCGGCGCCUCCAGCAGCAGAGACGCCUUCAGCAGCAGCACGGGGCCCCCAAGCAGCAGCAGCAAGGGGGCACGCAGCAGCAGCAAGGGGGCCCCCAGCAGCAGCAAGGGGGCCCCCAGCAGCAGCAAGGGGGCCCCCAGCAGCAGCAAGGAGCCCUUUCAGAGGCCCUCCACCAGCCGCCUCACAAAGGGUGUAAGAAGGAACAGCAGCAGCAGCAGCAGCAGCAGCUGCAGCAGCUGCAGCAGCUGCAGCAGCAGCAGCAAUCUGACACCGAACGCCUCCUGCGGCCUGCGUUACAGUUCAGAGCAGCGGCAGCAGCAGCAGCAGCGGCAGCGGCUGCAGCAGCAGCAGCAGCAGCAGCAGCAGCAGCGCUCUCCUUCUUGCCAAAUGCUGCCUCACCGCAGGCAUCAACUGUCACGCGACCUGCAGCAGCAGCAGCAGCAGCAGCAGCAGCAGCAGCAGCAGCAGCGGUCGUCUCUGUCGCUGAGCUCUCCUCGUCGUUCUUCUUGUCUGCGAUCAUCUAUAAGCUGCAGCAGCUGCAGCAGCAGCAGCAGCAGCAGCAGCAGUUUGUCUACUCCCUCAGCAGCAGCUGCAUCUAGCUCAUCAUCAUCAUCAUCAUCAGCAGCAGCAGCAGCAGCAGGAGCAGCAGCAGGGCCAUCAUCCCGUCUCUCCCCAUCCCCCUCUAACCCCACCGCCCCUGCAGCAGCAACAGCAGCAACAGCAGCAGCAGCAGCAGCAGCAGCAGCAGGAUAUAAACCAAAGAGCUGCCGCUCUUCGCAUGCAUCUAUACGCUCCUGCGCCAAGUCUCUGAUUAGCUCUAUAGAGAAGGUUGUAAGGGGUUUGAGUCUAGAGCUGCCGGUGCCUGAGGCUGAAGCAGCAGCAGCAGGAGAGUUUUGUGCUGCUGCUGCUGCUGCUGCUGCUCCUGCUCCUGUUGGUAGUCCUGCUGCUGCUGCUGCUGCUUCUUAUACUCCUGCUGCAGCAACUCGUGCUGCUGCUGCAGCAAGAGCAGCAAAAACAAGAAAAACAACAGCAGCAUUUAGGGCCCAUCAACAGAUACACAGCCGAGGUCUGCUGCAGCAGCAAACAGGAGCAGCAGCAGCAGCAGCUGCUGCUGCUGCUGCUGCAGCAAAAGAUGCUGAAGCAGAAGCUGCUGCUGCUGCUGCUGUUGCUGCUUAUAUCGAUGAUGAUGAGAGGCAUUCUAUAGAAAGAGUGUACGCGCUGCUGCAGGGGGGGCCCCCAGGGGGGCCCCCAGGGGGGCCCCCAGGGGGCCCCCCCCGGCUGCCCCCAGGAACGCCAGCUAUAGCAGCAGCAGCAGCAGCAUCAAUAGAUGCUGCAGCAGCAGCAGCAACUGCAGGAGCUGCUGUACAACCAGCAACAUCAACUGCUGCAGCAGCAGCAGCAGCAACUGCUGCUGCUGCGAAUUCUAGUAGCUGCUCAUCUGCAGCUGGCGGCCAGCCAAAUCAGCAGCAGCAACAGCAGCAGCAGCAGCAGCAGCAGCAGCAGCAGCGGCGGAGGGUUCAGAGAAGCCCGAGGCGACGAAAGCUAACAAAGCGGCGGCCCCACACAGCUGGCUCUUUGCGCCUGGCCACAGCAGCAGCAGCAGCAGCAACAGCAGCAGCAGCAGCAGCAAGGCCACCAGCAGCAGCAGCAGCAGCAAGCCCACCGGCAGCAGCAGCAGUAACAGCAGCAGCAGCAGCAGCAGCAGCAGCGGGUGUAGGCCACAACAAAGCCCCAACGAAGGAUACUAAUACUCCUCUCUUUUCUCCUGCUGUUGCUGCUGCUGCGUUUGCAGGGCAUGCAGCAGCAAAGUCAAGUGCAGCAGCAGCAGCAGCAGCAGCAGCACCUGCUGCUGCUGCAGCAGCUUCUGCUGGUGAGCAGCACGCAAAGGCAGCGACUACCGUUGCAGCAGCAGCAGCAGCAGCAGCACAUGCUGCCAAGGAAGGGGUAACGGCUGCAGCAGCAACAACAUCAGCAAAACCAGCUGAGGCAGCAGCAGCAGCAGCAGCAGCAGCAGCAACAGCUAGUGAAGGCCCCCCCUUUGUCUAUCGAGAGGAACCCUCAAAAAUAAGAAUCAACGAACAGCAGCAGCAGCAGCAUCUACAGCAGCAAACGCAGCAGCAGCAACAGUAUCUGCAGCAGCAAACAAGCAGCAUCUACAGCAGCAAACGCAGCAGCAGCAACAGUAUCUGCAGCAGCAAACACAGCAGCAGCAGGUUUUUGAUUGUGCUGCUGCUGCUGCUGCCAGCAGCAUCUGCAGCAGCAAGCACAGCAGCAGCAACAGUAUCUGCAGCAGCAAACACAGCAGCAGCAGGUUUUUGA